Xyrauchen texanus (razorback sucker) is the source of this 5513-nucleotide messenger RNA. RefSeq names its product armadillo repeat-containing protein 8. The coding region runs from base 1 to 2022 and encodes 673 amino acids. Lineage: Eukaryota; Metazoa; Chordata; Actinopteri; Cypriniformes; Catostomidae. The record is from RefSeq and is a predicted model, not a curated record. Gene Ontology annotation, biological process: proteasome-mediated ubiquitin-dependent protein catabolic process. Gene Ontology annotation, cellular component: GID complex. Gene Ontology annotation, molecular function: protein binding. The transcript is spliced from 22 exons.
AUGGCGUGCCUGUUGGAGGCCCCUUUACGCAUCAGCGUGUUAUCCGAAGUCACAGCCACGAGUCGCCACUAUGUUGACCGGCUUUUCGACCCUGACCCACAGAACGUGCUACAGGGAGUUAUUGACAUGAAGAAUGCCGUCAUUGGAAACAACAAGCAGAAAGCCAACUUGAUUGUGCUGGGAGCCGUGCCAAGACUCCUGUACCUUCUCCAGCAGAGCUCAUCCAGUCUAGACUUGAGGAUUGAAUGUGCAGUCGUUUUGGGCAGUCUGGCCAUGGGUACUGAAAACAACAUCAAGUCCUUGGUGGACUGUCACAUCAUCCCAGCCCUUCUGCAAGGUCUCUUGUGUUCUGAUUUGAUCUUUAUUGAGGCGUGUCUGCGCUGUUUAAGAACUGUUUUCAUCAGUCCAGUCACACCAGUGCAGCUGCUCUACACAGACCCCUCUGUGAUCCCCCAUCUCAUGUCACUGCUGAGUCGAUCACAGCGCACACAGGAAUACAUCACACAAAUAUUCGCCCACUGCUGCAAGACUCCGGAACAUCAAACGGUUUUGUUCAACCAUGGUGCUAUCCAGAACAUUGCUCCUCUGCUCAUCUCUCCCUCCUUUAAGGUACGGAUGCAGGCGUUGAAGUGUUUCUCAGUCUUGGCCUAUGAGAAUGUGCAGGUCUCCAUGACGCUGGUGAAUGUGCUUGUAGAUGGAGAGCAGCUCUCUCAGGUUUUUGUCAGAAUGAUGCAGAGGGACAAACCCAUCGAAAUGCAGCUCACAGCUGCCAAAUGUUUAACAUACAUGUGUCGAGCAGGAGCCAUCAGGACAGAUGACAGCUGUGUUGUACUAAAGACUCUGCCGUGCCUGGUGCGGAUGUGCAGUAAAGAACGGUUACUGGAGGAGCGGGUGGAGGGGGCUGAGACGCUGGCCUACCUGAUGGAGCCCGACAUAGAACUACAGCGGAUUGCCAGCGUCACCGAUCACCUUGUGUCAAUGCUGGCCGACUACUUUAAAUACCCGAGCUCCGUCAGCGCCAUUACAGAUAUUAAGAGGUUGGACCAUGACUUGAAACAUGCACAUGAGCUCAGACAGGCAGCGUUCAAACUCUACGCCUCGCUGGGCUCCAAUGACGAGGACAUCAGGAAGAAGAUCACCGAGACGGAGAACAUGAUGGACCGGAUCGUUAGCGGCCUAUCAGAAUCCAGUAUAAAAGUACGGUUAGCAGCAGUCAGAUGUCUGCACAGUUUAUCACGAUCCGUACAGCAGCUAAGAACGAGUUUCCAUGAUCACGCAGUAUGGAAGCCACUAAUGAAGUUACUACAGAACGCACCAGACGAGGUGCUGGUUAUGGCCUCUUCAACACUAUGCAACCUAUUGCUGGAGUUUUCCCCCAGCAAGGAGCCUAUCUUAGAGUCGGGGGUCAUCGAGUUACUAUGCAGCCUCACACAAAGUGACAGUCCAGCACUGAGGGUCAAUGGCAUCUGGGCUCUCAUGAAUAUGGCCUUCCAGGCAGAUCAGAAGGUGAAGGUGGAGAUAGUUCGAGCUUUGGGAAAAGAACAGCUCUUCAGACUCCUUUCUGACCCUGAUACUAAUGUUCUCAUGAAAACACUUGGGCUGCUACGAAACCUGCUCUCCACCAGACCACAUAUAGACCAGAUCAUGAGCUCACACGGCAAACAGAUCAUGCAAGCAGUCACCCUAAUCCUAGAGGGAGAGCACAGCAUAGAGGUCAAAGAACAGACUUUGUGCAUAUUGGCCAACAUCGCUGAUGGAAACACUGCCAAGGAACUCAUUAUGACCAAUGAUGAUAUGCUCCAAAAAAUCAAAUAUUACAUGGGUCACUCCAACGUGAAGCUGCAACUGGCCGCCACUUUCUGUAUCUCCAACCUCAUCUGGAAUGAGGAGGACGGCUCACAAGAGAGACAAGACAAAUUAAGGGAGAUGGGCUUUGUUGAUAUCUUACACAAACUCACCCAGGCAUCAGAUCCUAACCUCUGUGACAGGGCAAAAACGGCGAUGCAGCAGUAUUUGGCAUGACCUCGUUGGAAGGUGCGACUAUGGCCUCACUAACAAUCUCUAGGAGGAUCGUGUCUCCUGUGGUUUUGUUUUAGAUUUGGGUUUCAUUUUGGCUCUUCCUUUUUGUUUUGUUGCACAAGACACCUUUAGUUGUGGAGACACCCCGAACAAUUCCGCAAAUCACAGAUGCGGUUGACGGGCCGCAGCUUCAUUUGGACUUCCAGCUACGUUGGCUUGAUGUUUUCUGCUGAACACUUGGAAUAAUUUUUUUUGGUUUGUUUUUUGGACUUAAUGUGAAGAAAAAAACGUCCUCAAAGUGUGUUGCAGCGCCACCUGGUGGUUUGGAGACUUUGCCACUUUGGGCUCACUUUGGAGAAAGCUGACAGACCUCUCAGCGCUUAUCUUAAAGGAGCUUAGUCUCCUUAUUUUGGUUUGCUGAUUUACUAUCGAUGAUAUUAUUAUAACAAUAAUUAUUAAUAUUUUAAUUGGGACUUUGACACAAGGAAAGGUUAGUAAAAAGACUGCUUGCUUUUGUUCUUUUUUUGUGGAUACAUACCUCGUAAAUAUAUAUAAAUAUAAAUAUAUAAAUAUAUUUUUUGGAUUUUUAAUUUACCCUUUCAUGUUUUUUCCCCCUUUUGAAAUUUCCCUCUCUGUAAUUUAGGCUGAUGUGGGUAUAUAUGUAGAGGCAGCAUGUUGGGUCAUAAGAACAUUUCAUAGAACCCAUCCAACCCUAAAUAGAAGUUGCCAGUUUGUGUGCACUUCCACUGUUUUUUGUUUCAGAAUUUGAACUCUUGAUCUUUGAAAAUAAGAACCCCCACCCCAUAACUCCCUCUUUUGAUGCUCUAAAGUGAAUGUUUCCACUCAAAUAUAUGCAGGUCUCUGCCAUGGAGCACCCCACUGAUUUGAGUUGUUUUAUCUUGGGUUGGGACGGAAUAACUUGUCCAAUCCAACUGGCUAGCACAUGUGCUUCAGACACGUUGGGCCUUGGUGCUCAUGUAGAAGACACCGAUUUGAAUCCUACUUGUGUCAUGACUCCAUUCCAAGACUCCUUUCUCUCUCCCAAUAUUUCCACAUCUUAUAUCUCUGUCAAUAAACAUAUCAAAACAGCCCAAAAAUAUAAAUAUAAAAAUAAAGAGGAACUAAUGACCGCUAUAGUGCCCCUUGCGGCAACAUUGAGAAUGCAACGCACUUGCGGUGAGUUACAUUUCAGAAUGUAAACUAAAAUAAUAUUUCGGGUGCAAUGCAAGUUAAACUCAAUCGACAGCAUUUGUGGCAUGAUAUUGAUUACCACAAAUAUUUAUUUCAACUUUUCCCUUCUUUUCUUAAAAAAAGAAAAGAAAAAGUCUGCAUUCCAGUGAGGCACUUAUAAUGGAAGUGAGUGGGACCAAUUGGUACGUUAAAAUACUAUUUCAAAAUUAUAGCCACAAGACAUAAAUAAAAUGCAUGUAAACCUGAUUCUAGUGUGAUCAAUUUUACUUUUUGCCAAUUUACAACUUCGUUGCCAUGAUGAUGUAAUGUCAACAAUCCCUAAAAUGAUGAUUUAAACAACUUUACAGAUCAAGUAAUACAUGAAGAAGAACAGAAGAAUUAAUGUUUUAUAAAAUUCACAUUUCUGCCUUUAAACCCUCCAAAAAUUGGCCCAUUCUCUUCCAUUGGAAGUGCCUCAAUGUAACCUCGUUUUUUGCUUCUUUUUUAAGAAAUGGAGGGACGAGUAUAAAUUAUUCCUGUGGUAGUCAACAUUAUGCUACAAAUGCUGUCGAUUGUGCUUAACAUCCUUUAAGUUUGUGUGGUUUGAAGCGUUUGUGUUCAUGCACUUGCAUGUAGAGUAUGUUUCAGGUUGCUUCAGUGUUGCGCUUGAACAUUCAUAACAUCACAGAGUUGGUCUUCGGUUCACUGACCAUACUUUCAGGCACAACAGCUGUGAAUACAGUGAUGAAAAUAAGGUGGAACGUGUAUUUCUUUAAUUCAUUUAAAGAGAACGAGGCAGUGGUAGUUGAAAAAUGAGCACAGAAGUCUGUAUUCUUAUAAAACAUCACCUUUUUGUUUUAUUAUCCUGGUAAGUGUCUCUCAUAAAGCUCAUUACAGUUAAUAAAAUACAUCUGGACCCCAUUUUCCCUGGGUCGUGCAUCACCCCCCACCCAACCCAAAUCCCUCCCGCAUAUAUGCAGGCACAUUCCUCAUGCAAAUUAUUUGGACAUGCAGACCCCAAAGACCCUACUAUCCAUAUUCAGACCCCCUGACCUAUGUUCUAGGUAAAGAAAAUAGAAACCAAAGUAUGCUAUUGUGUUACAAACAAUGUGCCCCUUCUCAUGACCGCGCGCCCAUGCCAUGAGUCUGGAAGGACCUCAGCAAACCGAUAAACCAAGAUGAUGUCAUUCAGGUUCCAGGUGCUAGGCCAGCAUCAAACAUUAGAAAGAGGUGAUGAUGGAUGCUUAAUUUUGGCCACUCAGAAAACUGUCAUUGGAUACCAGAGAUGCUAGGGUGACUGCACACCAGCUGCAAGAAAUGUCUGCGAGGUUCCUCAGAGUUCUUAUUAGGAUUGCAGAUCGAUAAAUACAUAUCAUUAAAUAAAUAAACAUUGAAAUAAAAGUGCAGUGCUCUCUACUGUGAUAUAACCCACAGCUUUUGAUAAGUAUUGUGAAUGCUGAAAAAUGGGGAGCGCUCUAGGAAUUUGUAUACGUUUUAUGAAAAGGCACGCAGGAUGGCUGAAGAGGUGUGUAUGUGUUUGUUUUUGUUCUAUGCAAUUGUCUUGGGCUUUUAUAAGGUGGCUGCCCAACAUAUAGCAUGCCAACCCACCCAUCAUAUUCCCAACUGCCCACUAACUGCACAUCACCACUGAUGUUUUAAUUCUGAUAACUGUUCUGCAUGUUAUGAUGGUUUGACCUUUUUGACCUUAGGAUUGUUUGUUAAACUCCUAUUAGUUGUGUUCUGUUAAUUGUCUUGAGUUAUGUCUUGUGUUUUCUUUGAAAGGGGGGAAGCGUAACCUGGACAACAAGAUAAUUUGUGAGGCUACUACAUGCUAGAGCAUUGAUUCACACAUGAUUCUGUGCAGGGUCCAGAAGUAACACUCACCAAAUGGUAAAUAAAAUAUUUUUGGCCAUAAAUAAACAGUCAGAUGAUGAUACGUGGUUUAAGUCACAAUACAAUAAUGAUUUUUUGACAUAAGCGACUUUGCAUCAAGACUAUACAAAAACUGCCUUUGAAUAACUUUUACCACAGUUGAAAAUGUACCAUCAGAAGUUUAGCCAGUUUUAUUUUACUUUUGUAACUCCAGACCUUCAUGUAAAAUAUCAGCAACAAAAUCAAGAUGAGUUUUGUAAAAGGUGUUAGUUUAAUAAAUAUAUUUAUGGCAAAUGAUUAAUUCUGGACCCCUAGUUUUAUGCGUUCAUGUACAGUUGUGCCCAAAAAUAUUGGCACCUUUGGUAAAUAUGAGCAAAGAAGGCUGUGAAAAAUGUCUUUAUUGUUUAUCCUUUUGAUCUUUCCAAAGAAUAAAGUUCUGAUGUGCAGAAAAA